UGUAACUUUCGAAACCGAAGGUGGCUUCUGAUUAUACGUUUACCCCAGUCUGCAAUCUACCGACAACUAGUAUCGACCUCUAAGGCUUUUAAGAUUUCCGAAGUCUGAAACAGAAGCCCUACACCAUGACCAAGUCCGGUCAAGAAUCAAGUGAAUGCCGUGCCAUCUCAAAUCAACCCGAAGGCCGCCGCUACUUGAAUACCUCUCCGUAUCUCAAGUCAGAGGUGGCCUUCAACCGAUUUACCAUCUUCUGCGGACCAUUUGCCCAAAUGCUCUUCUUCAUCUUCCUGCCUGCCUCGCGUAAUUUUCCUCCCAUCAGCCCUCAUAAGUCACCCGAAGAAACAGUUGAGCACUAUCUCCAGAAUGAAAGUGCUCUCCGCGCCACCGCUGCCCUGAUGUCAAUGACACCUAUUUUUUGGCCGCUAUUUUGCGCUGGCGUGAACAGACAACUCUCUCGAAUUCCCGGUGUCAGCCAAACUGCGCUGUAUGCCCAGCUUGCUAGUGGCUCAUUAGCAGCCGUCACCAUGAUGGUCCCGUCCUUCCUCUUCGCAACUACUGUCUAUCGACUGGAUCGUGAUCCCAACAUCACCCAGGCCUUGAGCGAUCUCUCUUGGCUGACGUUCAGUAUGGGCUGGACGCCAUCUAUCGCACAGGAUGUCGCCAUUUCUUACGCUAUCCUGCAAGACCGUCGUCCUAACCCCCUUUUCCCUCGUUGGCUGGCGUUUGUGAAUACCGGCUUGACGGUAUUCCUGUAUCCAUCUCUCGGAGUUCAUUGUGUUCAUGGAGGUGCUUUGGCUUGGAAUGGCGCCAUUACUUUCUGGGUCGGAGCGGCAGCGUUCUUCAUACAACUUAACCUAUUGGUUUUCUUCUUAAUGAGGGCAGUCGGGAGGCCUGACGAGCCCAGUGAACCUGCUUCAGAGAGUGGAACGCCUUCAGAGAGCGAUUGAUUCGUCGAUAAUGAGCAAUCUGGGCAAUAUCAAAAACAUCACGAAAAUUGGGCUUCAUACCAGAAAGCCACCCGAAGCUCAAAGUUUGGAUUGCGACGGAAGAAGCUUUUCCAAUCACUUUUUUCCCGGGCUUUAAAUUAGAAUCUUUGAAGUGACUCAAUUAACUAGUAAACCCAGUUUUCGAGGCUUGAAGGAUUUACGUCAGGGCUUAUGAACUUAGAAGGAUCUCGGGCCCAUAUCCCUUUCACCAUCGAUUUACCGGGUUUUCCAUGUUUUUUAUAUAUUAUCGUUAUUGUGUUUACCUCUUGCGAAGGUUGGAGCUAGCAGAUAUUAGGC
Molecule: messenger RNA, 1283 nt
Organism: Talaromyces proteolyticus
Lineage: Eukaryota; Fungi; Ascomycota; Eurotiomycetes; Eurotiales; Trichocomaceae
Exons: 1
Coding region: 126-947 (273 amino acids)
Source: RefSeq, a predicted model, not a curated record